Dovyalis caffra is the source of this 3420-nucleotide messenger RNA. The record is from the annotation of a GenBank genome assembly. NCBI's taxonomy places the organism in Eukaryota, Viridiplantae, Streptophyta, Magnoliopsida, Malpighiales, Salicaceae.
AUGGAAAUUCGUUCACUCACCGGAGAAUCUACAAAGGUAACGAUAUCAUCAAAGAAAGUUAUUAACGACCUCAAACUCCUCUUGAUUCUCACUUUCCCUCCUGCCUCUUCCUCUCCCAAUUUCCAUCUCUUCUUCAAGGGAGUUAAAUUGAGUUUGAAGAGGCAAAUCGACACGCUUUCUAUUGAGAAUGGUGAAUUUUUAGUUCUAGUUCCAUUCAACAAGAAAGAUCCACCUAAAACCCCAAAACCUGGUUUUUUAAAUUACGAAAACGCCCCCUCAAAACCCCCGAUUUCAAGUUUCGCCGAUUCAGCAUUUUCUGAGAUGAUGCAAGACUUAUCAUCUUUAUCGGAAGAACCAAGCAUUACUGAUGCACAGCCUGGUUUUGAGCCCAAUGAUAUGUUUUCUGGAUACAAGCGAAAGAGGGAUUUUAAAGAGAGUAGUAGUAAUAAAGAGGAGGGAGGUCCGUUUAGUUUCUUAUGGAAUUUGAUGCAGUCUCCUAACAUUGAUAUUAUUGAGGAGAAAGAAAAUUGUGAACAUUUUGUUGAGAGGCGGGAAAUUACCUCCAACUGUUUGAAGGAAGCCCUAAAAAAGCUUGAGAAAUCUGGAUUGAAAGCUGGUUUUGAGGAUAUAGAGCUUCUUUCUGUUUUGUGUCCUAAGGUAGUGUCUUUUGCUAAUAAUGAUACAAAGCUUGCAAAUGCUGCUGAUGUCAUUAUUAUCAUCAAUUCUGAAGCAAAAGAAAAGGAUGAAAUAGAUAAACGUUCUAGAAAAGGUCAAAAAUCCCUGUCUUUAUCGACCAUAUUCAAUGCAAUGAAAAAACUGGAAAGUUCCUUUAAAACUAAUUUGUGGGAAGCUGCAAAAUUUUUAUUGUGCAAAAGUGGAAAUAGAGUUGCAAUGCCCUUUUCCAUGGCAGAUCUACUCAACUUUGUGAAGAAAGAUGACAUUUCUGAAACAAAUCAAUUGCUGCCAGUGGAAAUGGUUGAACAUCUCAGAAAAGGCAUUGGAUCGAAAGGACAGGUGACUGCUACACUUGCUUUAAAUAUAGUGCAUGUUGAAGAUAUUGAUGCUAGAAAACCUAUUUCCAUACAAAUACCAAAUGUACUCUCAGAUAACACAAUGUCUGCACUUAAAUGCCUGGGAAUCACUAAAUUAUACAGUCACCAGGCAGAGUCCAUCCUGGCCUCUCUUUCUGGGAAGAAUGUGGUGGUGGCUACAAUGACAUCUAGUGGCAAAUCUCUUUGCUAUAAUGUACCCGUUCUGGAAGCUUUGUCCCAGAAUUUGUCUUCAUGUGCUUUAUACUUGUUUCCAACUAAGGCCUUGGCUCAAGAUCAACUAAGAGCUUUAUUAGAGAUGACAAAAGGAUUUGAUACUAGCAUAAACAUUGGGAUAUAUGAUGGUGACACUGCUCCAAAGGACAGGCUGUUGCUUCGUGCAAAUGCUAGAGUGUUGAUCACAAAUCCUGAUAUGUUACACUUGUCAAUUUUGCCAUAUCAUAGACAAUUCAGUCGAAUUUUAUCAAAUCUCAGGUUUGUGGUGAUUGAUGAAGCUCAUUAUUACAAAGGAGCAUUUGGAUGCCACACUGCUCUUAUAUUGAGAAGACUUUGUCGUCUUUGUUCUCAUGUAUAUGGCAGUGAUCCUUCGUUUGUGUUUUCUACAGCAACUUCUGCCAACCCUCGCGAGCACUGCAUGGAACUUGCAAAUCUUUCAACGCUGGAGCUGAUUAAAAAUGAUGGAAGUCCUUCUUCUCAGAAGCUUUUUGUUCUUUGGAAUCCUACUUCAUGUUCUAGAAUUAUGCCAAAUGAAUCCGAGGGUCCCAUGGAUGCUAGUGAAAGUGCAGAUAAAAGCAUGAGCCCAAUUUCAGAAGUUUCAUACCUCUUUGCAGAAAUGGUUCAGCAUGGACUUCGUUGCAUUGCCUUCUGCAGAUCCCGUAAACUCACUGAGAUUGUUUUAUCCUAUACGCUUGAGAUUCUUCAGAAGACAGCACCCCACCUUGUGGACUCAAUUUGUGCUUAUCGUGCUGGCUAUGUUGUUGAGCAGGAUCGGAGGCAAAUAGAGAGAGAUUUUUUCAGUGGGAAACUCUGUGGCAUUGCUGCAACAAAUGCUCUUGAGUUGGGUAUUGAUGUUGGCCAUAUUGAUGCCACCCUGCAUUUAGGCUUUCCUGGUAGUAUUGCUAGUUUGUGGCAGCAAGCUGGCAGGUCUGGAAGGAGAGAAAGGCUAUCCCUUGCUGUGUAUGUUGCAUUUCAGGGACCUUUGGAUCAAUAUUUUAUGAAAUUUCCUAAGAAACUCUUCCAUGGGCCAAUUGAGUGCUGCCAUAUUGAUGCUCAAAACCAGCAGGUGCUGAAGCAACAUCUGGUCUGUGCUGCUCUUGAACACCCAUUGAGUUUGCUUCAUGAUGAGAAAUAUUUUGGUUCUACUUUAAGCAACUUGCUGGUGUCCCUUAAGAAUAAAGGAGACCUGAGCUUUGAUCCUUCACGUGAUUCUUCUGCUAGAAUAUGGAGCUACAUUGGACGUGAGAAAAUGCCUUCACGUGGAAUUAGUAUUCGAGCAAUAGAGUCCAUCAGAUACAGAGUGAUAGACAUGCAGCGGAAUGUAGUCCUUGAAGAGAUCGAGGAAAGCAAGGCUUUCUUUCAGGUAUAUGAAGGUGCGGUCUAUAUGCACCAAGGGAAGACCUAUAUGGUCAAGGAAUUGGAUAUAUCAGAAAAGAUUGCUUUGUGCUAUGAAGCCAAAGUGCAAUAUUACACAAAAACUCGUGAUUAUACAGAUAUUGAAGUCCUUGGAGGUGAUAUUGCCUAUCCACCAAGGGCCUUCAAGAACCAGACUUCAAGAACAACAGCUCAAGCACUUUCUUGUAAAGUAACAACUACUUGGUUUGGCUUCUAUUGCAUGCAAAGAGGAAGCAACAAAGUCUUAGAUACUUUUGAUCUUUCACUACCCAGAUAUUCAUAUGACUCUCAGGCGGUGUGGAUUCGAGUUCCUCAGCAAAUUAAAAAAUUAGUCGAGGAGAAAAAUUUUUCCUUUCGUGGGGGUUUGCAUGCUGCUUCACAUGCCCUUCUCAAUGUAGUGCCUUUAUAUGUAAGAUGCAACUUGUCUGACUUGGCUCCAGAGUGUCCUAACCCUCAUGAUAGCCGUUAUUUUCCUGAAAGAAUACUUGUAUAUGAUCAGCAUCCUGGAGGGACCGGUGUCUCAAUACAGAUUCAACCCUAUUUCUCAGAGCUGCUGAAUGCUGCUUUGGAACUUCUCACAUCUUGCCACUGUUCAGGAGACACUGGUUGCCCGAAUUGUGUUCAAAGUCUGGUUUGUCACGAGUACAACGAGGUUAUACACAAGGAUGCUGCAAUUAUGAUUAUUGAGGGUGUUUUGGAUGCUGAAAAAUCGUACUUUGGAGAACUUCACAACUCCUCCCAAAACCAUAGCGAGUCCUGA